AUGGCGUCGCCACCUCCACCGAUCAGAGGACGAUUCGUGGGCCAUCACGGCCUCGACUGGGCUCCAAAUGAGCCCACGCCGGCUACCAUCGCCGUCGCCCCGCCGCCUACAAACAUCCCAGCCCCGACCGCAUACGAAGAGUUGAGGCAAGAACUCGCCACGGCCAUCGCCGCGAAGAUUCAAGCCCUGAAAUUGGAGCGCAAUAGCGCUUCCAACAAGAGCGCUCAGGCAGAUAUCAAUGCAGAAAUCAAGAUCUUGUCAGCAGCCCGGGCUGUGGCCCACGACCCUUCUUCGAGGCCGGCUGGCUUACAGCUGGUGGGCACAAUCGCGGCAACCUCGGUGUUUGGCUAUAUCCAACUAGUGAAAACCGAACUUACCUCGAACGCCGGAUCUUGCACCGGCAUCUGGACGAACAAAAAACAGCUUAAAGAAUCGGCGCCUCGCAGUUCUGCAAAUACCAAGGCGCAGAAGGAGGUACUAGAUUGGUAUGAUGGCCGAUGCCCUCUCACUGGAGUUGAGGAAGUUGAUGCGGCGCACAUCAUCGAUGUGCAAGCAACGAAGGCCAUGACGAGGCCUGUCAAUUUUUGGGAAAUGCUCCGUCGGAUGUGGCCUUUGGAGGAAAUACAACAACUCGGGAUAGCGGGACAGGAGAACAGGAACAUCCUGCCGCUACAGCCUACAGCGCAUCGGCUAUGGGACCGCAACAGCCUCGGUCUCCGCCCCAUUCCACACAAAACAGACCCGCAAAGCAAAAUGUACUUGCAGGUGGUUUGGUUUAACGACUGGAAUGCUGAGAUUGGUCUUGGUGAAAAGCGCACCCGUGAAACACAAGCGGACCUCUCAGAUGGCCGAAGAGUGGUGGAAAGUGUGGACGGGAGGAUUGGAAAUGAAUUCCUCUGCCAUGGGGAUGUCUACGAAUUGUCGACAUCUGAUUACGAAAAACGGCGGCUCCCGGAGAUUCGCUUUCUUGAAAUCCGGUACGCUGUCCAGAAGCUCUUUGCAGGCCAGCAAGCCGCGGGGGCUCUCAGAGACAUUUUUGAUGGCCAACCCCCUGACGACGAUACGACAACCCCCAUUCCUGACGAAGACGCGUUCAUGCCCGCCGACUGGGACAAUAUGAUCGACGAUGCUGGCAGGCUUGGUAUUCUGGACUUUGAAGGACGGGAGGUCUGGAAGAAGCACACCCUCCAAAUAGCCUAUGAGCAGCAUCAGCGACAGAUUGAGUUAGCUCGAUCCGAAAGUGAAGGAGAGGAGGACGACUAG
Messenger RNA from Dichotomopilus funicola, 1263 nucleotides. RefSeq lists its product as uncharacterized. The transcript has a single exon. Bases 1 to 1263 code for a protein of 420 amino acids. The record is from RefSeq and is a predicted model, not a curated record. NCBI's taxonomy places the organism in Eukaryota, Fungi, Ascomycota, Sordariomycetes, Sordariales, Chaetomiaceae.